Poeciliopsis prolifica (blackstripe livebearer) is the source of this 3213-nucleotide messenger RNA. It is a transcript of the gene cep55l, whose product is annotated as centrosomal protein 55 like. The coding region runs from base 107 to 1639 and encodes 510 amino acids. The record is from RefSeq and is a predicted model, not a curated record. The transcript has 12 exons. NCBI's taxonomy places the organism in Eukaryota, Metazoa, Chordata, Actinopteri, Cyprinodontiformes, Poeciliidae. Gene Ontology annotation, biological process: mitotic cytokinesis; regulation of phosphatidylinositol 3-kinase/protein kinase B signal transduction.
AGCGCUGUUUGAGCAACGGUCUCGUUACAUGUAGGGUGGAUUACAAACGCUUCUUCUGCUCCUUUCAUAGAAACACUCCAUCUUACACCUAUCAACAAAGGAAACCAUGGCAUCUAAAGGUGCCAAAGAGACCCUCGUCUCCAAGUUGGGAUUCAGAUCCAACAAUUCUGGCUCAAAGGCAGAGGCAGAGCUGGAGAAAGUCCGGAAGGAGAACGCCCACUUGAGGAAAAAGAUUGACGAACAGGCCAAACGGCACGUCAAGCCCCCUGACUCAGACAAGAGCAAGCUGCUGGAGAGGAUUCUUUCCCUCGAGACGCUCCGCGAGAGGAACAAUCAGCAGCUGCUGGUUAAAGAACAGGAACUGGAAAGUCUAAGACAACAGUUGUCAGCUAAAGGAGGAGAGGUUGUUGCGUCGCUGCAGGCCCAGCUGGAGCAGCGCAGGAGAGAGGCAGAGCAGAGAGAUGGGAUGUUCCAGAACUUGUCACAAGAAACGGAAAAUCUGAAAAACAAGCUGGCCACAGUUUCUGCUCGUUGUCAGUCCCUGGAAACGCAGGCCACGAAUGGGCAUGCUCCUGCUGCAGAACUGGUACAGAUGCAAGAUCAACUCAAAGAUGCUCUGGAAAAGAACCAGCAGUGGCUGGUCUAUGAUCAGCAGCGAGAGGUCUUUGUGCAGUCAGUCGUUGCCAGAACAAUGGAGUUGGAGCAGCAACUGGCGCAGGCCAAGCAGCAACAAGAAAGUAAAGCAGAACCCAGCUCUGAGGUGUCAGCUUCAAACAACACUCAAGGUAAAGAGAAGGAGUCUGACCUGAAAAAGCACUACGAGACGAUGCUUUUAGGUGUGCAGAAAGACCUGGAGAGCCAGAAAGAUCAGACUGCCAGAGCUCUGCAGGAGUUAAGUGUGCAAAAGGAACAGACCUUGAAAGCUCAAGCCGAGCUGCAGCGGCAGAGGGAACAGGUCGGCCGGGUCCAGCAGGAGCGCUGCGUGCUGCAGAGGAAGUAUGACGACAAGUGCAGCGAGUUGUUGGCCUUUCUGAGGAAAUACGAAGAAAGGGGCAAGGAGCUGGAUGAAGCCAAGAUACAGCUGCAGGCGGAACGCCUUGGCAACAGACAAGUAGCGCACGAGGAAAGAAAGGUAUCAUCCGAAAGGACAGACAGGGUGAGAGCCGACCUGGAGAAGGUGGAGAAACGACUGGAUGAGGAGAAGAAGAGAUCAGCUGACCUUCUGCAGCAGGUAAAUAUGCUGCAGAAGUCUCUCAUCAACCAAAAUGAAGAACGACGGAGAAUUGCUGCUCUGGAACAACAGAUCCAGCUCUCUGCCAAGGACUCUGAGAAUGAAAAACUUGAUCGUCAGAGCAUGCAGGAGCAAUUACAGAAAGUGCUGAAAGAGCUUCGCAAAGCUCGUGAUCAGAUUGCUAAGCUGGAGUCUGCUAAGCAGCAGAGUGCCCGCUUUUCAGAGCCCAGCUCCCAUAAUAAUCUGGAGUUUGAGCGCCUUACUAUUAACUCUCAUGGCCCCACAUCCCCAUCUAAAGUUAUCAGCCUACUGGAUGAGAGUUUCCUGGAGUGUCCAAAGUGUCAGGCUCCUUAUCCAACCAGUCGCCACAGAGAACUCCUGGCCCAUAUUGACUACUGCUUUGCCUGAAUGAGCAGACCAGACGAGUAAUUCCCGACUCCGACAUUAACCGAAGGGGGUAGCUAGACGGUGAGAUUGGUUUUAACCAGAAUUAAGAAAAAGUUCUGAACAAAAACAGAUCUGUUUUGGCUCAACAGAUUUGUUGAGCUAAAAUGUGUCUCCACUUAUGCUUUUUUAAAAUGUACUUAUUCCAAACUUUUGUGCAUUUUCUAUGCAAAAACUAUAGGAAUAUAAUUUUCACUCACCAAGAGGGUUUAAUGAUCAGCAGCUAUUUUUUUUGUUUUGUCAUAAAUCCAUGUUAUAACUCCAGUCAUAGUACUCUGAACCAUCCAUUUCCCUUAAAAUGGGGAGGAGGGAAGAUUACGAGGCUUUUUAUUCUAUGUAUGUCAUAUUUCAGACAAAAUCAAGCCAAGAUGAAACUAUUCAUUCCAUCAGUUUUAUUUUUACAAAAAGAAGGUACUUUAAAGCAAACAAUUUAAAUUUUGUUUGACACAUUUAAACUUGAUCACCUUUUAUGUAUUUAGUCUGAAAAAAUUUGCUCCAGUUUUUUUUUUUUAAGUCAUAGCACUGAUCAUUGACACAAAAUUGGUGGAAGGCUUUUAUAUACAUAUGUUUUAGUUGUUUUCAUUUUGUGUUCAGAUUUUUAUUUUUGUGUUUUAUCUUGGUAUUUAUUCUUGGGUUUCUUAAGAGAAAUGGAAAGCUUCUAUAUAUUUUCUAGUGAAUUAUGUGUUUGCCUAAUCAUGAGGUAUCCUCCUUCUAUUUACACAUGACAGUUUAAGGGUCUCCGUUGUAUCAUAUGAAUCAAACCCCUGUAAAUGGGUCAUUUUGAACUCCCAGUUUUAAUACUUUUAUCUCUUGAUGAUGAUGGCAGAUCUUGUUAAGUAGAGAAUGUGCAGCUGUGAUUGUUUACCAUUUUAUAGUACGUACGUGAAGGACAAAAUGUGUUAAAUUUCUACACUCCAGCUGUUGGCUAUUUUCAACAUCAUUAACUGGCGAUUACAAUUAUCAGCAAAUGUCCAGCUAAUUAACCAUGUGCCUCUUACAUUAGCACUGCCCUAGUGCUGCAGCAGCAAACCUGUUCGACUCCUUUUCCACACUUGGAUAAACAUCGCUGACCCGUGAUGGAGAUUUUUCUGCCUCACCUCCAAAUUUUUAGUUGCUUAAGUUCGACCAGACCAGAUGCAUGUAGCUGCGCAAGGCUUAACCAGUCACGUUUGUCGGGUUGUCUGUGCAUUCCUCUCUACCUUGACUUUUCAAACCUGCAGCCCUGUCAGGCUGGAAAGAGAUUGCAUGACUUAAUUCCUUGUGCUAAACUAUUUACAGCGGGGAUUACCAAAGGUCUCCUUCUCGGGAGAAAGGUGUUUAUUCCUGCAAUGUGGGCACAGAUUUAAGGCAGACAGACGUUGCUGUGAUUUUUGGGUAGCUUUGAUUUUACUAUAUUUUAGUUGAGCGCCAUCUGGGAAUUUUCUUUUUUAACCAGGUUAUGUUUUUAAGUGUUGUUUAAUGUAUCCUGAUCAUGUGCUCCUGAAUUGUUUUGCUGUGCUCAGUACUGUCUACAAAUGUGCAAUAAAGACUUAAAACUC